UCGCCGGGAGUAAAGUUGAAAGUUCCAGUGAAAAACCUGGAUCCUGGAGACUGGACUCUGGCUACAGGACUCGAUUGGAAGCAAGAAGAGAAAAAAGGGGCAGGAGCCCGAAGUCUACGAGUUGGUAAGUGUGUGAGUGGGGAGGUCUCUAGCCCAAGGCAAGGACCUUAGGGGGACGGAGGUUAAAGCCGAAGUCUCUUUGAGGAACCCUCCCGCGGGCCGAAUAGCCAAACCGCUCGCCGCUUUUGGUCUACAUCUGGUUGGACGCCAGAUCCCGUCGCUGGGAUGGCUCGACCCAGAUCACUACAACUCUCGUUGGAGGGCUUACCGGAUGAGGCCACCGCAGAUGGUCCUUUCCUCCUUCGGCGGGAAAUUUUCAACAGUAUUGUUGAAGCUGGAAUAAACGAACAAUCGAUCGAAGGCAUUGAAUGCAUGGGAAAGAAGUUCUGGUAUAUUGUGUUUUACACCAGACAACAACGCACUGAAGCUGCUGGGAAAGAGAUAAAGUUACACGACCUCAAGUUUGCACUUAAAUCGUUAGAUCCCCCGCGACCAAGAAGACCUACAUACAUAUGGGUUAAAGUUUUCGGAUACCCCCUAGAUACGGAGAGUAAAAUCUUGGAACAGACUCUAAGCCUGUACGGGAAACUUGUAUCACUCACGGAUGACCUCGACGCCCGCAUUAACAUUAAAACAGGCAUCAAACACGCACAAUUCGAAAGCCUCAGCGAGAACAUCCCUUCCUUUAUUUAUGCCGGUAAAUUCCGAGUACGAACAGUGUACAGAGAUCAACCGAAAACCUGCCGCAACUGCAUGCAAACGGGUCACGAAGCCAGGAAUUGCACAGCCGGUACGGUAUGCAAGCAAUGUGGAAAACCCGGCCAUAAGAAAGGGGAGUGCCCUGAUAAACGGUGCUUCCACUGUAAAGAGAAAGGGCACGAACAGAAAGACUGCGAAAAGUACGUACAAGAUUAUCCCGCCCUAUACGCACAAGACACUAACGACACAGUGGACAACAUAGCGAAGAACACCGAGCAAACUGCAGAAACAAACACAGCCAGCACCAAUGAGAAAACGACAGAGGAUGAAAUCCCGAGGUCAACGCAUGAAAAUACGACAGAGGACGAGAUCCCGAGGUCAAAUGAUGGAAAUGCAACAGAAAAGGACGACAACGCAACGUCUUUCCAACCACCGUCAGACAGAGACUGGGGUUCAAGCGGAUGGGACCCUGAAAACAAAGUCGCUGAUGAGGUGAUGGAUCAACAGGAAAACAACACCAACAAACAAAGCGAUAGUGCAGCAACAGACACGGUAGACCAGCAGCACAUGGACACCCAAACAACACCCACCCGCGACAGUGACUCUGACAGUAACCACGAGGACGAACCACCCCCAAAAACUUUGAAAACGACCCCUCCACCCUUGAAGGAAGGUAUUGAGCAACACACAGGCCCCCCACGAACCAACAACAAAGAGCCACCAAAAGGAAAGAACACACGGAACCGGAAAGUGCCUGUUGUGGUGUCUUCGGCCCACAAUCGAAACCCGUUCAUCACCCCAAUACCACCACCUUCAAAGUGAGACUGGUAACGCUCAAUGUUAAUGGCAUAGUGGACAAACAGAAACGAGACAAACUUUUUGAUUAUCUUAGAAAUUUCAACGCAGACAUUAUCUUUUUACAAGAAACGCAUAAUGAGACUGAACAGGACGAACGGACAUGGACAACAGAAUGGGGGGGCACGUGCAUUUGGAACAGGGGUACACACCGCAGCUGUGGAGUGGCGAUUCUGUUCCAUCAGCGCGCGCAAGUCGAAAUAGUUAACACACGGAAAGACACUAACGGCCGCAUACUUGCGGCCACUGUAAAUAUAAACGAAACUGGUAUCAACCUUAUGAACCUGUAUGCACCGACAAUACCGAGAGAACGCAAGACGUUCUUUGAUGGGUUGUGGGAUUUUAAACCAGGUGAUUACAAUCUGAUGUUGGCUGGUGAUUUUAAUUGUAUACCGGACGUAUCCCUAGACAAACAAGGGGGAAAUCCACAAAGUGGAACGGUGGGCAUAAUUGAACUUAAUGAUUUUUGCAAUGCAAACCAACUUGUAGACACUUGGCGUGAUACACACGAACGAGAUAAGAUCUUUACCUGGAACAACCGCGACUUCUCUCUAAGGUCCCGGCUGGACCGAUGGUACGUGCCCCAAGCUCUGCAACAACAGACCACCUCGACCAUUCGGGCGUGUCCUCACUCCGACCACUCCGCCGUCGAAAUGGUGACAAUGCUAACCCAGAUACAAACGCGAGGCAAAGGGACGUGGAAAUUAAACAUUUCUAUCUUAAAAGACAGAGGUUUUCAACGCGAGAUACGAACCUUUUACACAUACUGGGUACGAAAGAAAGAAAACUUCGAAAGUAUCGCGGACUGGUGGGACGAAGCCAAGUGCCGGUUUAAACAGAUCGCUAUCGGCCACUCGGUGCGGAAGGCCCGAAGCCGAAGACAGAACGAAGCGAAUUUACAACAGAAAUUGACCACAAUGAAGAAUGAACUCCACCCAGACACAAAUCGUAUCCACGAGUUAGAACAACAGAUUAACCAGCUCGUGACCACGCGCAUCGAAGGGGUAAAGGUACGCAGCCGAGCGACCUGGUUAGAAGAGGGAGAAAAACCGACUAAGUAUUUCUUUAACUUGGAACGAGCGAAACAAGAUCAAGCGUGCAUCUCAAAAUUGAGUACUGAAGACGGCGAAGUAACCUCUAACGAACAGAUUUUAGCCGAGGCAAGGCGGUUUUACGAACAGCUAUACACCAAUGAUCCGGUAGACACCGAACAACAAGACAGUUUUCUUAAUCAGUUAGACCGUAAGCUCGAUGGAAAGACCAGGGCUACAUGUGAAGGGCCCGUGACAAAGGACGAACUGACAGCAGCGGUGAAAAAAAUGCAUUUGAAUAAAUCACCCGGCCCGGAUGGUUUGCCAGUAGAAUUUUAUAAGACCUUUUGGGCAGAGCUGGUAAUGGAUCUAUGUGAGGUGCUUAAUGCCAACUACCUAAACGGUGCAAUGUCUUCUUCCCAACGUGAAUCGUUAUUACGACUGCUUUUUAAGAAAGGUAGGCGUGAUCUCCUUCCCAACUGGAGACCUAUCUCCCUGCUGAAUACCGAUUAUAAGCUCCUUUCCACCCUCCUGGCAAACCGUAUUCGACCCACCCUCCCGGAGGUGAUACACGAAGACCAGACGUGUGGUAUUCCGGGGCGGACCAUUUUCGACAGCGUACAACGUUUGCGAGACAUGGCACACGAGGCAACCACCAAGAACUUGAACCUCAUUCUGAUCGGGCUCGACCAGGAAAAGGCUUUUGACAGGGUAGAUCGGGACUUCCUAAUCAAGAUCUUGAAAAAACUAAACUAUGGACCUAGUUUUAUCCGGUGGAUCGAAACCUUGUAUUAUGAAGCGAACUGUCGUAUCACUAAUAAUGGAUGGCUGUCGGAACGAAUCCACUUGCACCGGGGUGUUCGUCAAGGAUGCCCUCUGUCACCACUCCUCUACACUAUGAUCAUCGAGACCCUAUCUAAUGCAAUUCGAAACGACAGCAGAAUCGAAGGCGUCUCCAUCCCAGGUUCCCCGGAAACAAGCAAGAUUUCUGCUUAUGCAGACGACGGUACUCUGACUCUCAAGGACGAUUUAUCUGUAACGCGAGCUUUCGACCAAAUUAACAACUUCGAAAGAGCGAGCGGAAGUAAAUUAAACAUGGGGAAAACUGAAGGCACUUAUGUCGGGCAACAAGCGGGCAGAGAGCAUGGCCCAGUGCCAAUUAAGUGGAGAACUACCCACGUUCGGGUACUGGGAGCAAAUAUUGGUAAUGAUAUGAACCAAGAUUGGGAAACGCCAACCGACAAAGUCGAAAAGACUCUCGAGCGGUGGUCGACGAGACAAUUAACAAUGAAAGGCAAAGCGGUUAUACUACGAACGUAUGCCAUCGCGACGAUAGUGUAUCUGGCGAGCAUGUUUCCGCUCCCGGAGCCGGUAGUCACAAGAUUACAUCGGGCGGUAUUCAUUUUCCUGUGGGGAAAAAAGAACGAGCUAGUAUCGCGAGAAACAUGUCACCUUCCACUGAGCAAGGGCGGAUUGGCCAUCCCGGACCUCCACAUCAUGAAAACAGUAUUUCUAAUCAAAUGGAUAAGACAUCUGACAAAUCAAGCAAAAUCCACCACAUGGCUUGCCUACGGACGAUACUGGACAGGUCAGGUACUUGGAAAUAUCAAGGACGAGUGGAAAUGGUUGCGGUCCAACCUGAAACCACAUGGUCAUCCUGGACAAAUACCAAAAUGGUACCACGAAAUUGUCAAGUUUGCACAACAGAAUCGCGAGACCCUCAACCACAUCUCGAAUGACCAACUAACAUCACAGAGAAUAAAGGAACUCCUGCAAACACCCCAUCAACCACGCUGUGAAAACCUAUGGAAACGGUACAUACAUCCACCGCCCCAGUUCCAAGUCACAUGGAGCAACCUAUGGGCCUCAAAAACAGAGAACAAGGUGAAAGAGUUUCUUUGGAAACUGAUACACAGAGUUCUGACAACGAAAGAUUAUCUCCUCCGGUGGGGGAUGCAGAUAAAUCCGACGUGUCCAUACUGUCAACACCGAGAAGACACACAGCACGCCAUCUUUAUCUGCCAGCGGGCACAAGAGAUGUGGAAUGACCUUCAACCACUGCUUACAUCCAUAGCGGGUCGGCAAAUCCAGGUCGACGUUGAAACCAUCCUGUUCCAUCGCAACCUACCUCUCGAUGAUCGAGCGAAAGAAAUAUGUCACUACAUUCUCGCAAAGGCAGCGGAACUGCUUUGGCACACUAGAAACAAACGGGUGUACGACCAUGGCUUUCAACCGGGGAACAUGAAGAACAGAGUGAUGCGGGCUAUAAGACAACGGAUUCAAACGGAUUUUAUCACGAACCCCAAUAGAAUAGAUCAAUUAUGGGGAUAUAAAGGAGUAAUAGUCAAGAUCCAAAACGGGCAGUUGGUAUUUAAUAUAUAG
Paramuricea clavata is the source of this 5027-nucleotide messenger RNA. The record is from the annotation of a GenBank genome assembly. Lineage: Eukaryota; Metazoa; Cnidaria; Anthozoa; Malacalcyonacea; Plexauridae.